AGAGGAGGAGGGACCCGGACCCGGAGGGACCAGGACCUGCAGUCUCUGCUCCAGGACUCUGACUGAAAAACAUCAAAUCUUAGAUCCUGAGCUCCGACAGGUGAUGACGUCACACAGGAAGUGGGCCACGGCUCAUGACACCCUCCAGGACCUCCUCCAGGACGAGGUUCCCUCAGACCCUCCUGGACCUCAGAGGGACCAACUGCAGGUCCUCCAGGACCGGGCUGUCCUCUACCUGAAGUACCUGCAGAUCUUCCGGGAUCUGGAGGAGGUCUACGAGCAGCUGGUCCAGCCCCAGAAGAGGAGGGCCGUCCGGACAGUCCUGGAGGGGCUGAUGGGUCGACUCCUGGAACUCAAGGCUCAGAUGGUGGAGCUGGACCUGUCCGAGUUCCACUACUUUGAUGAGCUGCUGCUUGACCUUAAGAUGACCCCGAAGGACCUGGAGGUGCCCCUCCCACGGUGUUUCCUCAGAAACUGGACUGAGCAGCAGAGACUCAAACACACUAUCGUGUCCAACAUCCUGGAGAAACAACGAGCCAAUCAGACGACCUCCUCAGUCCCUGUCCUGAAUCUGGAGGAGGCAGUCCGACUCCUGCAGGCGUCUGAGCGCGCUCGGCAGGGACGAAUAAGAGCUCGGUUCAUGACUGAGCUCGUCCAAUCAGAGCGAGACGGCAGGAGACACACCUGGAGACCAACACACCUGAGCCUGGACCAGGCCGCAAUCCAGAUCCAGAAGGUGUGGAGAGGACACGUUCAGAGGAGGAUCGCCAACAGAGAGCGGACUGAAGAGAUGAUCUUUCUCGGAAUGAUCCCGGCUGAGCCUCCUGGUCCCAGUCCAGCCCAGCUCCAGGCCCAGCAGGUCUCAGCAGGUCUGAGGCUGAUCCAGGACCAGAAUGAGGAGGAGUACCGGAGAGCCCAGCUCAGUGUGAAGCAGUCAGUUCUCAGGGUGGAGGGAACCGACAUGAAGGAGACUCUGCAGGACCAGAUCCGACAGUGGUUCCUCGAGUACAGAGAUGCCACAGGGAGGUUUCCAGAUCUCCCAGACGAGGAGGACGGAGGAUCAGCUGCUCUGUUUGCUCAGAAAACACCUGAACAGGUUUCAGCCGAGCUGUCGGCCAGAGAGACGGAGAGAGAGGAGAAGAAGAAGAAAAAGAAGAAGAAAGAAGAGACAGAGACUGACAGAUGUGGCACAGAUGUUUCCAGCUGUUUCCUCCCUGAUCUUUCUGCAGCACACAGAGUUUUCAGAGAUGUGUGGUGUUGCCGUGACAACCCUCAGAUGACCGUUGACGUGCAGUUGCUCAGAGAGGAGAAGAGACAGGAAGUGGAACAGGAAGUCAGACUCCAGGUGGAUGAGCUGAUGAGGGCGGAGCUAAAGACCUUCAAACUGGUCGUUGACAAAACAAAGAAGACCAAGAAAGGAAACAAGAAAGUCAAGAAGAAAAAAAAAAACAAGAAGAAGAAAAAAGAGAGAGACCUGACAGCAGACAGGUCUCUCCAGUCUUUGUGUGAGGAGCUGGUUGAAAACUGUUUCCUCAUCAGACCAGAGAACAUCAGAAUCUCUCAGUUCAUCGGUGAGUUCAGUUACCUGGCCUCGACUCUGCGACAGGUGAACAUUGAACCGAUGCCGUCUCUGUCUGACGUCCGACAGCUCGUCACUCUGUACGGCGUGCUGCCGCUGGGAUCCCAGGUGGUCCUGGAGAAGACUCUGCUCCUGGCUGGUCCGUCUGGAGUCGGGAAGAAGAUGCUGGUCCAGGCGAUCUGCAGCGAGACCGGGGCUCACCUGUUCCACCUGAGCCCCACCCACCUGAGCCACAGGUACCCUGGUAGAGGGGGGGCUGCCUACCUGCUGCACCUGGUCUUCAAGGUAGCAGGUGAGCUGCAGCCGUCGGUGAUCUGGAUUGAAGACGUAGAGAAAACCUUUUCCAAGAAAACCAGGAAGAGCAACAGAGAGUCUGACCCUCGGAGGAUGAAGAGGGACCUGCUGAGAUCUCUGAGGACUCUGAGACCGGAGGAUCAAGUCCUGGUGAUCGGGACGACUCGGAGGCCAUUCGAUGCUGAAACCAAACCGUUCUGUAAAGUCUGGAAGAAGAUCGUCCCAAUCCCCAAACCGGACUACAGCUCCAGACUGGCCCUGUGGAGGGAGCUGCUGCGCUCUCAGGGGGCGGAGCCUGGUCCGGGUCUGGACCUCAGCUCAUUGGCUAAAAUCACUGACGGUUUCACCCCGGGUCACAUCCUGUCUGCGGUGCGCUCAGUGCUCCGCCCCCACAGGCUGAAGAAGCUCCGCCUCCAGCCGCUGACGGCCUCUGAAUUCAUCCAAUCACUGUCGAGGAUGGAGCCGGUGUACCAGGAGGAGGAGGAGGCCUUCAAGGUGUGGUUCAGUAAGACGCCGCUCAGCAGGAGGAGAGCUCGAGCCAUCAACACCAACGAAGGAGCAGGAGGAGGAGGGAAAACAGGAAAGAAGAAGAGUAAAGGCGACAGAGAGCAGACGACAAAGAAGAAAACAAAGAAGAAGAAGAAAUGAGUUGAACUGUUAAUGUUAGAAAAUCUUUUAUUUUGAAAAACUCUGUUUUUAUUAGUUUUAUUAUGACAGUGAUAAAAUAGAAAGUGUGAAGAGAAUACACAAACAGAUGAAGUUCAGUUUCCCGCCUCUGCUGUGACACUGCAGUUCAGUCCUGAGCCGCCAGGUGGCAGCAGAGCACCGUCUCUCUCUCUCUCUCUCUCUCUCUCUCUCUCUCUCUCUCUCUCUCUCUCUCUCACUCUCUCUCUCUCUCUCUCUCUCACACACACACACACACACACACACACCUGGAUGUAAUGAGUGUGACGCAGGUGCAGCUCAGACCGCAGCGGAUCAUCUCCAGUUUCCCGCUGAAGACUCCAACACUCAGGUAUUUAACUGAACCACAGGAGCACAUUAAACUGUACAGUGAUGCACUCUGACCGCACCAAACUCUAUUCACAAAUCACGCUAUUUGAACUUCUUUUCCCCUGUGAAACCCCGCAGGACGUGGUUAAAAAGAUGUUGUUUAUCAGUAGAAAACAUCAAUAAAACUCAGCGGAAUUCAGUAGAAAGCCUCGGUGAGAUCUGACACAUCUGAAAACACUGUUAGACAGUAAACACACCACUGAGCAGGAGAGCUUAAAUAACCUGUUUUUUGUACGGAGUUUGGUGUAAAGUCCAUUUAAAAUGACGUAAUUGUGACGACAUUUAGUACAGUUGAAUGAUAUUUCCUGGUCAUAAUUUGGCAUAUAGUUAACUGAAGGCAGCGACAGUAAAAUACACGGUUUUAAAACGCAGUUUGGUGUAAAGUCACUGAAACGCUAAUGUGAAAUAUUACAAUUUAAAUCCCGAAUUCACCAGAGGAUCGAGAUCAUCUGUUAAAUCUAUUUGAAUAUUUUAUGAAUGUUACAUUAUAUCAUCAUCGGAGGCGGCAAACUAAAAAUAACGAGAAUUUUAAAUGGAGUUUGGUUCUGCGUGUCCGUUAUGAUACUUAACUACUUAUGUGUAUACUGUAAUGAUUAAUUUGCCGAAUUCAUCAGAAGACCUCACUGAUUAGUUAAAUGUUUUCAAACAUUUUUCUGUCGCCGUUUUAUGUCGUCACUGAAGGCAGCUACAAUAAAACGACAAAAUCUUUAA
This is a messenger RNA of Lates calcarifer (barramundi perch), 3637 nucleotides long. RefSeq names its product dynein regulatory complex protein 11-like. The record is from RefSeq and is a predicted model, not a curated record. NCBI's taxonomy places the organism in Eukaryota, Metazoa, Chordata, Actinopteri, Centropomidae. Gene Ontology annotation, molecular function: ATP binding; protein binding; ATP hydrolysis activity.